This is a messenger RNA of Suillus clintonianus, 3237 nucleotides long. RefSeq lists its product as uncharacterized. Gene Ontology annotation, cellular component: nucleotide-excision repair factor 1 complex. Gene Ontology annotation, molecular function: single-stranded DNA endonuclease activity; single-stranded DNA binding; damaged DNA binding. The transcript is spliced from 11 exons. Gene Ontology annotation, biological process: nucleotide-excision repair involved in interstrand cross-link repair; resolution of meiotic recombination intermediates; double-strand break repair via homologous recombination. The record is from RefSeq and is a predicted model, not a curated record. NCBI's taxonomy places the organism in Eukaryota, Fungi, Basidiomycota, Agaricomycetes, Boletales, Suillaceae. The coding region runs from base 97 to 3123 and encodes 1008 amino acids.
AUCACCAGCAUGGUUCCCCGGUAUCCUGGCUCAGCCACCACGUCUAGCUUACCGCACGCAAUCGUUCGAAUCCAAGACUAUACUUAAAUUGUUGCAAUGACGAUACUCCUGCCGUUCCACAAAUCAAUCCUUGAGGAGAUUCAUGACCCUGCCACUUCAGACUUGCUCAUCCUUGCCCGUGGGCUUGGUCUUCGUCGUGUCAUAUGCACGCUCAUGCAAAUAUACGACUCAAAGCAAAGUCUUAUUCUACUCCUGAACGCCUCACCGGAAGAGGAAACUGCUAUAGGUGAUGAACUUGGUAUCAUGGGCUGCAGACGGCCUGGAUUGCGAAUUGUGGGUUAUGAGAUGGGAAAGCGGGAUAGACAGGACCUGUAUAAGAACGGCGGCCUCAUUUCUGUCACCUCCCGCAUUCUUAUCGUUGACAUGCUGCAAUCCGACAUUCCAACAGAGCUCAUAACGGGUAUAAUUAUUUUACAUGCUGAAAAGGUCACUGCCCUCUCCCUUGAAGCUUUUAUUGUCCGGCUGUACCGAGAAAAGAAUAAGGCUGGCUUUCUCAAAGCAUUCUCAGACCAGCCGGAGCAUAUCACCAGUGGUAUGUCUCCUCUGAAGAACAUCAUGAAGGAGCUUCAAUUGAGACGCGUUCAUAUCUAUCCUCGGUGUGUGACAUCCUUCCUAGCUGAUGUUCAUGUUGUUCGCCUUCUAGUGCUCGUGUUACCGUCAUUUCUCAUCUAUUCUGGCUCUAGAUUUCACGAAGAAGUCAAAAACACGCUUGAAACCCGUAAAGCGGAUGUCAUCGAGUUGUAUCAACAUCUUACAGAGCCUAUGGAGGCAAUUCACCAUGCGAUAGUCCAAUGUAUGACCGUCACCCUCUCCGAGCUCAAAAGAUCUAACAAGACACUUGAGCUUGAUGAUCUUAAUGUAGAGUCCGCAUAUUUCCGUUCCUUUGAUGCAGUAGUCCGCAGGCAAUUAGACCCCGUAUGGCACAAGGUUGGUCCACGGACGAAGCAACUUGUGGGUGACCUCGCAACGCUCAGACGUCUAUUAACGUACCUGCUGUCCUACGAUUCCCUCGCUUUCCACGCCUACCUUGAAACUCUCGUAGCCUCAAAUACGACGACCGCUACGGGUGCAGCUAAACAACACCAGUCCCCUUGGAUGCUCACCGACGCGGCCAACAUUAUUUUUAACACCGCGAAAAGACGAUGUUAUAUCCUCACUACCCCAAAACCCAAGGCCUCGGUUUCCGAGAGGCAAGUGAUUGACGUUGACGACGAAGAUGCAUGGGCUGCCCUUGACGAGGUACAUGGCAUAAUAGGAAGCAAUCGUGGAGAUAAAGGGAAGGAGAAGGAAAGGAAGAAACCAUGGGUUCCGGAUAACAUGUCUCCCGUGCUCGAAGAACUUCCAAAGUGGGAUCUCCUUGCAGAUGUACUUCAGGAAAUCGAGGAAGAGUUGAUGAGACAGGAGGCAGUGUCGACUCGUCCGCCAAUACGCGGGACAAACACGGUGCUUGUCAUGACAUCCUCUCCGCGCUCUUCUACCCUUGUGAGCGAGUUCUUGGGCGAGAUGGACAGUGCUGCUCCGAAAGGCUCUCGUGGACGAUCUAUGAUGGAGCGCAAAUUGCGGAGGUAUCUGUUUUGGAAGGGCGAGAACGCCAGACAAAAACAACCAAGGCACCAACAGCCCCCUCAGUUUUCCGCUCCGCAACCACAGCCUCCAUCGCAACCCGAAGGUGAGAUAAGCGAGGCUUUGAAGAGGAAGGACAAAACGAGACAAGAGCGAAGCGCAAAUCGGAGAAGGGUGCGUGGCGGCGCACCCGCUGUUGCGUCAAGUAAACCAGCAAUCGUGGAUCCAAAAUUGGAGUCGAGAGACGAUGCAGAUGAUAUCGCAACCUUUCUCGCAAGCCAACCCCCAGAUCUCCUUGUCUCCGCUGACGCAGACGCUCUCCUACUUGAAGCUCUUCUCUCAAGCGAAGCAGAACUGGACUUUGAUACGCACUACGGCUUGCUUGCACCUUCGCAGACGGUCGUCGUGCGCGCAUAUACCGAUGACACUGAUGACCAGAUUCUCGCAGAACUGCAGCCAAGGUUCAUCGUGAUGUUUGAACCUAACCUUGAUUUCGUGAGGCGCAUCGAGGUAUACAGAAACUCAAAUCCUGGUAUGGGCGUCCGGGUAUAUUUCAUGAUCUACCAACUCAGUUGCGAGGAGCACAAGUACCUUGCUGGGUUGAGGCGCGAGAAGGACUCAUUUGAGAAGCUCAUCAAGGAGCGCGGAUCUAUGCUUCUGCCAAUCUUCGAAGACAAACACGCCGGGAGAAGCGAUGCAGUCAUCAAAACAAUCAGUACCCGUCUCGCAGGUGGAAGGAGGGAGUUGAGUACUGUGGCAUCGCAGGUGAUCGUUGACAUGCGUGAAUUCCGUUCCACGCUACCUUCGCUGCUACACGCAUCUGGCCUGCUCGUUAUUCCAGCGACACUGACCGUCGGGGAUUAUAUCCUCACGCCUGAUAUUUGCGUUGAAAGGAAGAGCAUACCUGAUUUAGUGGCGAGCUUCAACAGCGGUCGAUUGUACACACAGUGCGAGCUGAUGUCGGUGCACUAUAAGCAACCUGUAUUGCUCAUUGAGUUCGAAGAGAACAAAUCAUUCUCACUUGAGACCGUAGCAGAAUCAACGAAAUUAUACGCCAAACCCACAGGCAAAUAUCCUGCCAAGAAAUCGGCAGGUCCAACCGAUUCUGAUCGCGCUCCACCAUCCAUCCAAUCCAAACUCGUUCUGCUAACUCUUCACUUCCCUCGCGUUCGAAUCAUCUGGUCUUCAUCUCCUUAUGGCACCGCAGAUAUAUUCAACGACCUCAAAGCCAAUGCCUUCGAGCCCGACCCUAACCGCGCGAUCGCAAUUGGCGCCGAGGAAGACCCAGAGGCGGGCGCAGGUAUCAACGCUGCUGCAGAGGAGCUGCUCCGAUGUCUACCAGGAGUGACAGCGAAGAAUGUCAAAUAUGUUAUGAGCAAGGUGGGGAGUGUCAGGGAAUUAUGCGAGCUUGAUAGAAAGGGUGUGCAAGUCAUUUUGGGUGUUGAACCAGGGAAUGCGUGUUAUGACUUUAUGCAUCGGGGGGAGAGGAAGAAAGCUUGAGGUGCUUUAUGAAUUGCGUUACGUUAGUGCAACUUUUUGUUCCCGAGAACAUGAUGUCUUUUGUUUUUAGCUCAAAAUUGUGAAUCGUGAUUCCAACGUGGCGGUUGUGGUUUU